This is a messenger RNA of Ostertagia ostertagi, 969 nucleotides long. The record is from the annotation of a GenBank genome assembly. Lineage: Eukaryota; Metazoa; Nematoda; Chromadorea; Rhabditida; Trichostrongylidae.
AACUAUCCGGAAGCCAUUGCCUGUCUCCAGAAAAAAUACGGCGAUAGCGAUUCGAGAAUUGAAGAUCUUCUAGCAGAUCUGCAACGAUGCAAGGCGGAAAAAAGAGACACAAAUUCGAUGAAGGAUAUCCAGACGCGGACACUUGAAAAACGAGCCGAUCUGGAAAAUCCAAAGGAUUGGACAUGGGCAAAAAUGCAGAAAGAGCUUAGCGGCAUACUCCAAAGAAGAGAAUAUGUCGAACAAACGCGAAACAAGAUAAACGCCAUUCAAGAAAGCCCUGCAGAAAGACCCAUGCAACCAAUCCGUGGCAACAGACUCACUUGCAUAUAUUGCAAGCGAUUCGGCCACCAAUCCGCCGACUGCCGGACGAUCAAGUUGUCAGAAAGGCUUCCCUUUUUAACAAGGAAUAGGCUUUGCAUCAAUUGUGCAAAACCUUUCCACACAGCGAAUGUAUGCCCAAAUCCUCCAUGUAAGAAAUGUGGACGGACACAUCACAUAUCGCUGUGUGCAGCGCCGAGCAGUCCGCCAAAUCCUCAAGAAGGCCGUCGAUAUGCAACAAGCUCCACCCGGCCCGUGUUUCAACAGCAAACACGGCAACCAGCACAAAAUAAAAGGAGUGCGCCAAAAACGACAAAAAGCACACCAAUCACUAACCAGAAUGUAGUCGUCCAAGAGCGACUCAACACAACCGCGGAUUCCAACGACGAGAAAACAGAGAAAAGGGCCACUGGCAGUGUCAGCAGAGCAAAAACUCUACUCUUAACAGGAACCGCGAUCCUACUUGACAAAAAGGAAAAAGUCCACACCUUUCACCUAUACGACAGUCCCAUAUUGACAGCCCAUGUAAAAGAAGCCGACCUCACAAGAGAAGAUCUGGACGUGAUCAAUCGUAAACGUACUCCUCUAUCGAGCAAACUUGAUGGAGUACAGUGCGCGCCUCAGAUUCUGUUAGGCUGUGACUAUCUCUGG